This is a messenger RNA of Closterium sp. Naga37s-1, 2265 nucleotides long. Lineage: Eukaryota; Viridiplantae; Streptophyta; Zygnematophyceae; Desmidiales; Closteriaceae. The record is from the annotation of a GenBank genome assembly.
AUGUCUUCCAAAGAGCGGGCCGCUAGCGGCAUACCAGGCCACACCAGCGCGGAAGUCGGUCAGGCGUCGAUUCCAACACCCGACCCGCCAUUUAUUCGGUGGAUCAAGGAGCAGCACGCUGCCGCCUUGACCCGCUGCGAUGCCGACGGUAACGACGACUUCAGCGACGACUUCGGCGACGACUACGGCGAUGGCGACGAUGGCGGAAGCGACGCCGAAAACGACGGCGAGUCGGGCGACUCGUACGAUAUCGACGAGUACCACAGAGGGCUGCCAGGAAGGCCGUUUGACUUAACAGACGAUAUGUUUCGAGACGGAGAAACGGAUCGAGUCAGAGAAACGGAUCGAGAGUGGGAAACCGAUGCAGAGGCCGAGGUGGGUCGCGUGGGGGAACGGGAUUUCGGAGUCCCAUGGCACGAAAUCCAGGCAGGCGAAACGGAAGGGGAGGGAUUAACGGAGCACGCGGCGCGGAAGAUGCGGCAGUGGAGCAACGCGGAGCUGAUGGAGCUCGCAGCGGCUGUCGUUUUCUGCCGGCACAGCGGGGAAGUCACGCGGCGGAGAGGCAGCAGGGGGAACGCUUACUGGCGGCAGGUGUGGCGCGUGAUCCGGCGGGGGAAUCCCGAAUGGCGGCGCAUCCCGACGGCGAUGUCGCAGCAGUGGAAGCGCAUGAAAUCGCGCUACGACGCGGAAACUCUCGAUCCACGGCGGAAGCGGCGGCAGCGGCGGGGGACGGGGUGGUGCCCCGCAAAUGGGACGACGGGCACGGAGCAGCUGGCGGGGGGCGCGGAGCAGCUGGCGGGGGGCGCGGAGCAGCUGGCGGGGGGCGCGGAGCAGAGAGGUGGCGCGAGACAGCAGACGGGGGGCGCAGAGCAGUGGGCAGGGGGCGUGGGGGGACAGCAGGCGGAGAGCGCGGAGCAGCAGGCAGGGAGCGCGGAGCAGCAGGCAGGGAGCGCGGAGCAGCAGGCGGGGGGCUCGGCUCAACAGCGGCAGGGGGGGUCUACUAACGCGGAUGAGCGGGCCAUAGCAGAGGAGAGCACAUUCGGGGCGAGCACUGUCGCGGAAGGCGGAGCUCCCCAAGACUGCCGCUUCCAGCCGCUGACGCUGCUCCCAGAGGAUCACGAAGACGCGGAGGCUUGUAACGAGUACGACUACGCGGCGUGCGCGGAGGAGGACCUCGACGCGUAUCUCGAGUCGCUUCCCAAGUCGAACCGAUGGACAGAAUUGGAGGCGUCGUGCGCGUGGCUGGACCAGGCCAACAUCCGCAUCGAGGAGCUCGACCUCACACAUGGGCUGCCGGAGCACCUCGUCCUCAACCAGCCACGUGCCGAGCACGCGCCUGACACGCAUCACCCACGCGCUCCUGCUGGCGCUGCUGCUGCUGCAGCUGCUGCUACAGCCGCGUUCCCUCUGCCUCCUGCCGUCCCUUCCGCUUCUGCUGCUGCAGCCGCGACAGCAGGGGAUCUUCCCCACAAGCUCUCGUCCCACUCCUCCUUUUCAGGUGUUUCCACUAACACACAGCAGCACAAGCAGCACCCCACGCUCCGGUCCCUCUCAUCCUCUCUCCUGACCCACCUCGGGUUCUCCCCCCGGCCCCACUCUUCCCCCCGCUCCUCCCCCUCCCCCUCCGCCUCCGCCUCCGCCUCUCCAAUCAAAACCCGCCAGAAUCCCAGACGGCAGAGCAAGGAGUUCGCACUCCGGGCGAAAUCGCAGCAGCAGAUUCACCACUUCCAGCACCCAUCGGCACCGCUCCCCAUCCCUCACCACCAUGCCAGUUCCUCCCCUGGUGUGCCCCAUGGCCCAUUUCAUCAGUCGUCCUCCUCUCCUGGCGUCCCCUUAGGUCCACUCCACCACUCUUCCUCCUCCCCGGGCAUGACUGUAGGCCCACUCUACCAAUCCUCCUCUCCUAAACUGCCCCUGGCGCCCAUUAACCAUACCUCCUCCUCCCCUGGUCUUAAUAUCUCCCAGGCCUCGUUUCACCACUCUUCCUCCUCUCCCGGAAUGUUGAUCCAUCCCAGCGCCGUUCCCUUAACCAAAUUUAUUGUACCGGAGAACAGCGGGGUGCAAUACCAACCAGGCGUUCUUUACAGUAACAUUGAUGGGGCCGAUAUGGGGGGCAGCAGUGGCAUCUACAGCGCGAAAUUCAAUGAUGCGGAGGAAGAAAUCACGGGUGUAGAAAUCAUUGGGGCGAGUAACACGGGGCGUGGAAGGAAGAUUAAGGUGUGGAUGGGAGAUGCCCCUCGUGCUAAUGUGGGUGUGAGUGCGUAG